GUAAAAAAUUAAACAUGUGUGGGUACAGCCAAUGUUCUUUCUUAGGAUCGGAUUACGAUAUAAUCCAACACAUGAUAAAAGAUCAUGAAGAAAAAACAAUUAAUCACCCAAAAAGAAAAACUUUUUCUUGUCCGUACUGUGACGUCACAACAGUGAAAUCCCGUAAUUUGCAAAUGCACAUUCACAACAAACACAAGGAACAAAAUGAAUUGGAAAACAAAGUACCAAUACAAAUAAAAACUUACUAUUGCGUGUACUGUAACUACACAACAUUGGUAAGCCAAGGUUUACAAAUGCAUAUUUAUAACAAACAUAAGGAAGAAAAUGAGUUGAAAAAGAAAGUAGCCAUAACAAUAAAAACUUUCUCCUGUAUGUACUGUGACUUUACAGCAGUGGCAAACCGAACUCUACAAAGUCACAUUUACAGCAAACAUAAAGAACAAAAUGGGUUGGAAGUACAAACUUACUCUUGUGUGUACUGUAACUUUACAACCAAUAAAAAUACUACUCUACAAAGCCACGUUUAUGCCAGACAUAAACAACUUAAUGAGUUAGAAAAUAAAGUAGAAAUAAAAAUAAAACCUUACUUUUGCGUGUACUGUGACUACACAACUCUUAAAAGCCAAUAUUUACAACUUCACAUUGAUAAGAAACAUAAAGAAAAAAAGGGCUCAGUAGACAUAAAAUGUCUGUACUGUGACUUCAUUACAAUGGAAAAUCAGUUGUUACAAAACCACACCUAUGACAAACAUAGAGAACAAAGUGAAUUAGAAAAUAAGGUAUAAAAAACAACAACAUGCGAUAAGAAAACAUUACAAAGGCACAAGAUUUCAAAACGUAAAAAACGAAAUAUUAUGCUGAAAAAACAAAACAAAACUCACCCUUGUAUGUACUGUAGAUAUGCAAUAUAUUGUAAUCAAGGAUUGCAAAAACACAUAUUUUUGUGCCAUAAAGAACAAAAUGAGUUGGAACAAAAAGUUAAAAUAACCAUUAAAACCUACUCUUGUGAUAACUGUUACUACCAUACCUUGCAAAAAGGAGCUUUUGACAAGCAUAAAUGUAAGAAAACAAAAUAGUCACAGAAUUUUAAUAAUGUGAACUUUAAAACGAAAUAAUAUUAGAGAAGAUAAUUUUAGGUCCUUUAACAAUUGUAGUUAAAUAUGGUUUUGACCACUGUGGACCUCAUCAGUGUCAGGUAGCCAUGUGGUGUUGAACCCGUCUCAAACAAACUGUUUUUUAGUGUAAGUUGUGAAGUCACUUACCGAUUUUCUUAGAUUUAGGAAUUUGUAAUUGGGUUAUUAAUAAUUUAUCAAACCUGUAACGUAUGUUAGUAAGUACAAGUAAUAUCUUACUGUAUAAUCUAUAUAUGAAGAUUAUUUAAACUAUCAAUGUAACUAAU
Messenger RNA from Brassicogethes aeneus, 1399 nucleotides. NCBI's taxonomy places the organism in Eukaryota, Metazoa, Arthropoda, Insecta, Coleoptera, Nitidulidae. The record is from the annotation of a GenBank genome assembly.